Microthlaspi erraticum is the source of this 540-nucleotide messenger RNA. The record is from the annotation of a GenBank genome assembly. Lineage: Eukaryota; Viridiplantae; Streptophyta; Magnoliopsida; Brassicales; Brassicaceae.
AUGUCUCCCGAUCCGACUGCUUCAAGCUCCUUUUAUAGCUCCAGAAUCAGCUACGAUCCACCUCCGCGUAUCUCGCCACGUGCAGCUAACGAUCCCGUGCCGACCUGGUCCUUGAUCGAGCUGGAGCUCGUCUUUACGUCGACCGGAAUAGCUCGGAUGGCAGUUAACUGGCUUACGAGGGAGUCGCUUGGUGGGCUCGAGGUCUUCUUGCUGGGCUUGAGUGGGCCUGGACUUCAAUCUUGGAUCAAGGUAAUGGGCCCUUACGGGCUAGAUUCCAGAAGAUUAGAGGAGGAGUUUAGAAUUUUAGAUAAGGACACCGACGCGUCUUGGAGAAAAACUAUCGCAGCAAGAAAAGUCGCCACGUGGAGCCAAGUCGGCCAAAAACGAACAUGGCACGCGUCCGAAUCGGCGGCCAUGAAAGAAAAAUGGCUGUCACGCUCGUCCCACGUGUACACUCCCCAGCUCCACCUCCGCGACUUGUGGGGAUCGCGUGUUUACCCGAAUCAGACGGCUACGGUUGCAAUUUCAUAUUCAGAUUGA